Phyllostomus discolor (pale spear-nosed bat) is the source of this 3915-nucleotide messenger RNA. RefSeq names its product huntingtin interacting protein 1 related (gene HIP1R). The record is from RefSeq and is a predicted model, not a curated record. Gene Ontology annotation, biological process: clathrin coat assembly; actin filament organization; endocytosis. The coding region runs from base 88 to 3294 and encodes 1068 amino acids. Lineage: Eukaryota; Metazoa; Chordata; Mammalia; Chiroptera; Phyllostomidae. The transcript is spliced from 32 exons. Gene Ontology annotation, molecular function: clathrin-cargo adaptor activity; clathrin light chain binding; phosphatidylinositol-3,4-bisphosphate binding. Gene Ontology annotation, cellular component: clathrin-coated vesicle; actin cortical patch.
GGUGGCCUCGCGGUGCCUAGGCUCGGGCGGCCCGCGGAGGCGCGCUCAUUCGCGCGGAGCCGGCCGGGGAUCGCGGUCGGCGGCACGAUGAACAGCAUCAAGAACGUGCCGGCGCGGGUGCUGAGCCGCAGGCCGGGCCACAGCCUGGAGGCCGAGCGCGAGCAGUUCGACAAGACCCAGGCCAUCAGCAUCAGCAAGGCCAUCAACACCCAGGAGGCGCCCGUGAAGGAGAAGCAUGCCCGGCGCAUCAUCCUGGGCACUCACCACGAGAAGGGGGCCUUCACCUUCUGGUCCUACGCCAUCGGCCUGCCGCUGCCCAGCAGCUCCAUCCUCAGCUGGAAGUUCUGCCAUGUGCUCCACAAGGUCCUCCGGGACGGGCACCCCAACGUCCUGCAUGACUGCCAGCGGUACCGGAGCAACAUCCGGGAGAUCGGAGAGCUGUGGGGGCACCUGCACGACCGCUACGGCCAGCUGGUGAACGUGUACACCAAGCUCCUGCUGACCAAGAUCUCCUUCCACCUCAAGCACCCCCAGUUUCCCGCGGGCCUGGAGGUGACAGACGAGGUGCUGGAGAAAGCAGCUGGGACGGACAUCAACGACAUCUUCCAGCUCACCGUGGAGAUGUUCGAUUACAUGGACUGCGAGCUGAAGCUUUCUGAGUCCGUUUUCCGGCAGCUCAACACCGCCAUCGCCGUGUCCCAGAUGUCCUCGGGCCAGUGCCGCCUGGCCCCCCUCAUCCAGGUCAUCCAGGACUGCAGCCACCUCUACCACUACACCGUCAAGCUCCUGUUCAAGCUGCACGCCUGUCUCCCGGCGGACACCCUGCAAGGCCACAGGGACCGGUUCCACGAGCAGUUUCACAGCCUCAGGAACUUCUUCCGCAGAGCGGCCGACAUGCUGUACUUCAAGCGCCUCAUCCAGAUCCCCCGGCUGCCCGAGAGCCCCCCCAACUUCCUGCGGGCCUCGGCGCUGGCGGAGCACAUCAAGCCGGUGGUGGUGAUCCCUGAGGAGGCCCCCGAGGACGAGGAGCCCGAGACCCUCAUCGAGAUCAGCACGGCCCCCCCUGCCGCGGAGCCGGCGGUGGUGGCUGACCUCUUCGAUCAGACGUUUGGACCCCCCAACGGCACCGUGAAGGACGACCGGGACCUCCAGAUGGAGACCUUGAAGAGGGAGGUGGAGACCCUCCGGGCGGAGCUGGAGAAGAUGAGGCUGGAGGCCCAGAGGUACGUCGCGCAGCUGAAGGCCCAGGUGAACGCGCUGGAGGCGGAGCUGGAGGAGCAGCGGAAGCAGAAGCAGAAGGCGCUGGUGGACAACGAGCAGCUCCGCCACGAGCUGGCCCAGCUGCGGGCCGCCCAGCUGCAGGGCGAGCGGAACCUGAGCCUGCGCGAGGAGGCCGAGAAGAAGGCCAGCGCCACGGAGGCGCGCUACGCCAAGCUGAAGGAGCAGCACAGCAAGCUGGUGGCCACGCACGCGGAGCUGCUCAGGAAGAACGCAGACACGGCCAGGCAGCUGACGGAGAAGCAGCAGAUCCAGGAGGAGGUGGCGCGGGUGAAGGAGCAGCUGGUUUUCCAGAUGGAGCAGGCCAAGCGGGAGUCCGAGAUGAAGUUGGAGGAGCAGAGCGACCAGGUGGAGAAGCUCCGCAGGGAGCUGGAGGCCAAGGCCGGAGAGCUGGAGCGUGUGCAGGAGUCCCUGAGCCGCACGGAGCAGAGCGGGUCGGAGCUGAGCUCGCGGCUGGACACGCUGAGCGCGGAGAAGGAGGUGCUGAGCAGCGCCGUGCGGCAGCGGGAGGCCGAGCUGCAGGCCGCGCAGGGCCUGGUGCGGGAGAAGGAGGCGGCGCUGAGCCAGGAGCAGCAGCGCCACUGCCAGGAGCGGGACGAGCUGCAGGGGCGGCUGGCGGACAAGGAGUCGCAGGAGCAGGGGCUGCAGCGGAGGCUCCUGGACGAGCAGUUUGCGGUGCUGCGGCGCACGGCCGCUGAGGCCCAGCGCAUCCUGCAGGACGCCGUGGGCACGCUGGACGACCCCCUGCACCUGCGCUGCACCUGCUCCCCCGACUACCUGGUGAGCAGGGCCCAGGCGGCCCUGGAUGCCGUGAGCGCCUUGGAGACGGGCCACGCCCAGUACCUGACCCACAGGUCGGACGCCUCCGCCCUGGUGGCCGCCCUGACCCAGUUCGCUCACCUGGCCUCGGACACCAUUGUCAAUGGCGGCGCCACCUCGCACCUGGCGCCCACCGACCCUGCCGAUCGCCUGCUGGACGCCUGCAGGGAGUGCGGGGCCCGGGCGCUGGAGCUCGUGGGGCAGCUGCAGGACCCGCAGGCCGUGCAGCAGGCCCAGCCCGGCCUCAUGCGGACCCCGCUGCAGGGCGUCCUUCAGCUGGGCCAGGAGCUGAAGCCCAAGAGCUUGGACGUGCGUCAGGAGGAGCUUGGGGCCGUGGUCGACAAGGAGAUGGCGGCCACAUCCGCCGCCAUCGAGGAGGCCGUGCGGAGGAUCGAGGACAUGAUGAACCAGGCCCGCCACGCCAGCUCCGGCGUGAAGCUGGAGGUGAACGAGAGGAUCCUCAACUCCUGCACGGACCUCAUGAAGGCCAUCCGGCUCCUGGUGAUGACGUCCACCAGCCUGCAGAAGGAGAUCGUGGAGAGCGGCAGGGGGGCAGCCACGCAGCAGGAAUUCUACGCCAAGAACUCCCGGUGGACUGAAGGUCUCAUCUCCGCCUCCAAGGCCGUGGGCUGGGGAGCCACGCAGCUGGUGGCGUCGGCCGACCAGGUCCUGCUCCCCACGGGCAAGUACGAAGAGCUCAUCGUCUGCUCCCACGAGAUCGCCGCCAGCACGGCCCAGCUGGUGGCCGCCUCCAAGGUGAAGGCCAACAAGGACAGCCCCCACCUGAGCCGCCUGCAGGAGUGCUCCCGCACAGUCAACGUGAUGGCCGCGAACGUGGUGGCCUCCACCAAGUCGGGCCAGGAGCAGAUUGAAGACAGAGACACCAUGGACUUCUCCGGCCUGUCCCUCAUCAAGCUGAAGAAGCAGGAGAUGGAGACCCAGGUCCGGGUCCUGGAGCUGGAGAAGACGCUGGAGGCGGAGCGCGUGCGGCUCGGGGAGCUCCGGAAGCAACACUACGUGCUGGCCGGGGGGGUGGGGGCGCCCGGCGAGGAGGAGCCCAGCCAGCCCAGCGCUGCCCCUCCCAGCGUGACCUCCAAGAAGCCACCCCUGGCCCAGAAGCCCAGCGUGGCCCCCAGGCAGGACCACCAGCCGAACAGAAAGGAUGGCGUCGGCCCGGCUCAGCUCGUGAACUCCUAGGCCCCCGAGGGGUCCGGCGGGACUCGCAGGCGGGCCUGGUCCCCACGCGGCUGCCCUGACUUGGCUGAGAGCCUCUGAGGGGUGCGGUUCGUGCACCCGGUGUCCUGGCCUCCCCCACGACCCGCAUCAGUGGCCCCGAGGCCCCCAGCCCCUACCGAGCUGGUGGGACCUGGGCGCAGCGGGACCCACGGGGCAGCUCUCUCGGGUUUGAGCAUUUACUUGCCUCUGGACCGACCGGGAGCCGCCCGGACCCGGCAGCCCGAGCCACAUGCAGGGAACGUGCGGGCACUCGCACUCUUCCCAGCUGGAGCUCUCCCCCGUGGGCUCGGGCAGGCAGGGCCGUGGGGGGUGGGGGGGUCAGGCCGCCCUGCCUUCCGGACUCGGGUCUGAGGUGAGUGGGAAGAACACGGGCCCUGGGGCGUGGAUCCACGGAGACCGGGCCUUGGGCAGAGCAGGGUGCCCGGGCGCCCGGGGUCCCCCUUCCUCCCCGGGCCUCGCUCCAGGGCACCUGCGGCGGGGUGCUGAGGAGGACGGCCCGUGCCUGCGGGAGAGGCGGGCCGGGUGCCGCUGCCAGCCACAGGUGCUGCCCCCACGCCUGGAGCCCGGCGACCGCCCGCUUCC